AUGCUGCCGCCAGGACUGCGGGGCGGCGGGCUCACCCAAGGAGCCCGGCCCGCAGAGCGCCGCGCAGGGGCCGAGUUCGAGGUGCGGAGGCGGCAAGCACCGGGCAGGGCCCGGAGCCGGGCAGACCCUCGGCGCUACGGGCCUGCGCCGCCCUUCCGCGCCUUCGCGGAAGGGAACCGCGCGCACCGCUCGCUGCAGCGGUCGUCAAAGCCUAAAAGGCAUUUCCGACGGCGACCACCCAACCUGCAGAUUCGAGCCCCCGGUAGAGACUCCGAGGACCGGAGGCAGGACGACACCCAGCGGAGGGACGAGGCGGUGGGCGACGCUCGUCAGGAAGAAAACAUACAGAGAACAGUGGUCAGCUGGAGGGGAGCGGUGAUUGAGCCGCAGCCCGGCACCGAACUUCCUUCGAGAAAGGCAGAGGCCCCCCCCAAGCCUUCGUCACAGGCCCCCAGGAUUCAGAACCAAGCAGCUUCCCCGAACGAGCGUCAGAGGGCCGUGAUCGAUGCCUUCCGCCACGCGUGGGCCGGGUACCGCAAGUUCGCCUGGGGCCACGACGAGCUGAAACCCGUGUCCAGGUCCUUCAGCGAGUGGUUUGGCCUGGGCCUGACGCUGAUUGACGCCCUGGACACCAUGUGGAUUUUAGGUCUGAGGAAAGAGUUUGAAGAGGCCAGGAAGUGGGUGUCUAAGAAGCUGCGUUUUCAGAAAGACGUGGACGUCAACCUGUUUGAGAGCACGAUCCGCAUCCUGGGCGGGCUGCUGAGCGCCUACCACCUGUCUGGGGACGACCUCUUCCUGAAGAAGGCCGAGGAUUUUGGGAAUCGGCUCAUGCCUGCGUUCCAGACGCCCUCCAAGAUCCCCUACUCCGACGUGAACAUCGGCACCGGGGCCGCCCACCCGCCCCGCUGGACCUCGGACAGCACGGUGGCCGAGGUCACGAGCAUUCAGCUGGAGUUCCGGGAGCUCUCGCGCCUCACAGGCAGUAAGAAGUUUCAGGAGGCUGCGGAGGAGGUGACGAGGCGCGUCCACUCGCUGUCGGGGAAGAAGGACGGACUGGUGCCCAUGUUCAUCAACACGCACAGCGGCCUCUUCACGCACAUGGGCGUGUUCACAUUGGGCGCCAGGGCCGACAGCUACUACGAGUACCUGCUGAAGCAGUGGAUCCAGGGCGGAAAGAAGGAGACGCAGUUAGUGGAAGACUACCUCGAAGCCAUCGAGGGAAUCAAGAGGCACCUGCUGCGCAGGUCUGAGCCCAGGAAGCUCACCUUUGUGGGGGAGCUCGCCCACGGCCGCUUCAGCGCCAAGAUGGACCACCUGGUAUGCUUCCUGCCAGGGACGCUGGCUCUGGGCGCCCACCACGGCCUGCCCGCUGACCACAUGGAGCUGGCCCGGGCGCUCAUGGACACCUGCUACCAGAUGAACCGCCAGAUGGAGACGGGGCUGAGCCCCGAAAUCGUGCACUUCAACCUGUACCCCCAGAGCGACCAGAAGGACGUGCAGGUCAAGCCAGCCGACAAGCACAACCUGCUGCGGCCCGAGACGGUGGAGAGCUUGUUCUACCUGCACCGCCUCACGGGGGACCCCAAGUACCAGGACUGGGGCUGGCAGAUCCUGCAGAGCUUCAACACGUACACGCGGGUCCCCUCGGGCGGCUACUCCUCCAUCAGCAACGUCCAGGAUCCCCUUAAUCCCCAGCCCAGGGAUAAGAUGGAGAGCUUCUUUCUGGGGGAGACGCUCAAGUACCUGUAUCUGCUCUUCUCCGACGACCCAGACCUGCUCAGCCUGGACGCCUACGUGUUCAACACCGAGGCUCACCCCCUGCCCAUCUGGGUCCCGCCUAGGGGGGCCUGACGCCCCUGUGGGCAGUGCCUCAGACGUGACCCAUCCCUGCUGUGAUUCAGGGUUUCCCGUCCACUGGAGGAGGCUUCUUCCUUCUUCCUGUGAAUCUUGAAUCAUGUUUACAUUCCGAAUACCCGAACAGCUUCCCGUCAGCCGGUGCCCGCGCUUCGUGGUGGUCCCUCGUGCCUGGUCGUCUCCCGGGGCGGCGCUGGGUCCCCCACAUCGUGUUCGGAGACAAGAGCUGAAGGGACAGCCCGACAUGCGGCUCAGCCUGGGGUCAGAGCCUGCGACGUGCCCCGACCCGAGGGUCCGGGGGGGGCGCCCGUGACCCCCUGCGCAUCCGGGCACCUGGUGGGUGGGCUGUGGUGUUUACACGUUGGACUCAGGGAUCCUCCCCUGGCCCUGCAGGGGCUGGGAGGGGCGGGUGGGCGAGUUCGUCCUGCUCCUGGACCACCUGCUAGAAUGGACCAUAAAGUAGAUUUGUGCUGACGUCA
Leptonychotes weddellii (Weddell seal) is the source of this 2333-nucleotide messenger RNA. Lineage: Eukaryota; Metazoa; Chordata; Mammalia; Carnivora; Phocidae. The record is from RefSeq and is a predicted model, not a curated record.